UUUACUGUAGUAUUUGGAAUGUGAAAAACAGUUUUUCAAAAUAGAGAAAAAAACAAGGAAUCCAAACGGAGUGUCAGUUGACACACAUUCACUACAAAAACUAUCCAAUUACAAGACUUUAUAAAAGCGUUCGACUCUAAAGGCGUGAUACUUGUUUGGAAAGGGAUUUUUCAUCAAAAAAUCUCUAUAUUUUUCGUGAACAUAUUUUUGAAUCACAUUUUUAUCUUACACAUAUCAAAAUCGGUACAAUAUAUUUUUUAUAAAAACUCCAAAAAAUGGCAAUCAAAACAUUAUAGUUCUUGCAUUAUGAAAUUAAGGGCAUUACCACGCUUUUGAAAUAAAGCACUGUCACGCCUUUUGCCUGACUCCUAAAUUCCUAAUUACCCAACUUCAGAAAAACAAGAGGUUUUUCUUCCAAAAAAAAAAAAAGGUCUUUUGGCUGAAAGACGACGUCGUUGGACGAUUUCAUUCAUCACAGGUUCAAAUUUGUUAUUUUCAAAAUUCCGGGAUCCCGCCACUAUAAAUAUCCCCCACAACGCGAAAUCUUUUCAAACUUCAUUUUCCCUAAAUUGAUUCCGGAGAGAGAGAGAGAGGGGAGAAGAGAGGGAGAGAGAUGAGGACGCGAUCGACUAAGAGGAAGACAUCGGCGGUGAACCUAUUGGCAUCGCCGUCGCCGAAGACAGCAGAGGCGACGACGCCAGGAAGCCCUAUGAUGAAAUCGCCGAGUGAGUCGCCGAAAGAAUUCGAGUUCAGCUUCAACACAACCAGGCUGGCGUCAUCACCAUUAAUGAAGAAGAAGAGCAACAGCAGUGGCGGUGUAGGAGGAGCAUCAUCGGCUUCGAUGUUCAUGCAGCGUACCGGAGGAGGGCCAGGAGGAUUCUCACCCUCGCCGCUCAGAGGUAUCAACUCCAUUUCGGAUCUGAAGGGGCUAGCUUCGUCUGGGUUGGAUUCUAUCAAACGUCAGCUGGAGCGAUCGCAGUCAGAAAUUCUUAAGGACAUUGAAGCUUCACAAUCUCGUCUCCAGAAACGAUUUAAGAUUCAAUCUCAAGCAUGCCAGCAAGUGAUGGACGAAGCAGAGAGAGAAAACAAGAAAAUGUCUGAUCGUAUCACUGAAACUCGGGAAGCAAUGAAGGCUUCAUACAAUGAAUUCAUGAUUGAAGCACAGUCCAGUGCAUCACGUUUGUGCAAAACUUCCAUUCCCGAAAUUUCUCAGUCCUUUGAGAAAUCCAUCAACUCUCUCAGAAGCCGCUAUGGGAUUUCCUCAACUUCAGCUUUGUAGACUUACUGAGUUUCUAGAGAAGUUGCGGAUGGUAUGAAGAGAAGCUGCUGGGGGUGUCUUAUUGUAAUAUGAUUUCUUUCUUAGCUUGUAAAUUUACAUCGUCUGCAUAAAUCUGGCUAGCUACAUAAAUAGAGAGGAUACAAAAAGGGUAAACUUGUCUUCAAAAAUUCAUAAGCUACAUUAGUGCUUCUUCCCACUUAUUUGGUACCAUCGCUUACUUUUCCCUUGUUCAGCUCCUGAACUUUGAUUAAUGCGUAAUCCAUACUGUAAAAAAUUUGCAACUUCUUGGUCCUGCCGAUUAUCCCUACAAUUUAAAUGUUAAUACUGCUCAUGAUUGCCCAAUAGUGAGCCUAAAAUGUAUUGUAUGAACUUUAUAAAGAAGUUGAGGUUGAGAAGUGAA
Molecule: messenger RNA, 1679 nt
Organism: Coffea arabica (coffee)
Lineage: Eukaryota; Viridiplantae; Streptophyta; Magnoliopsida; Gentianales; Rubiaceae
Source: RefSeq, a predicted model, not a curated record